UCUGAGGAGUGGUUGACCGGCCCACGGCUGAAAAAGGUUGCUGACCCAUGGUUUGGAUGCCCUUUAAAUGCAUGACGUGGAUCUGCCCUCAUCAGUUAACAUUUUACUUGGAGGGGAGGAGAGGGAGCGAGGGAAGAGGUGUUGACUUAUCCUCCUAGGAGCCUUCCUCUCACCCUUCACAGCACCCAAAGGACCACCACAUGUUCCUUCCCGCUCCUCUGGCAGCAAUGCCCGCCAAAGAGGGCCCGAGCGAGGCACGGGCACCCUUUCCUGCUUUAGACUUUGCCCUUUCCAUUGGCGCCAGCUGGUUUGGCAGCUUUUGUGUAACCUUUCCUCACAUUGCAGUUAAUGUUUCCCUUUUGUUGAAAGCUGAAUCACUGGUCUGGUGUUAUUAUAGCUUGAUGCUAGGUGUAUCUGGACGUUUUCCCGGUUUUUCUUUGUAAGGGAUGCCGAUCUUUGUACCCUGCCCUGAAAGCAUAUAAAGGCGCAGCGGCCCAGGGGCAGUAAAGCAUGAUGGCAUCAGCCCCAUGGUGUGCCCUGUUCUGGGUUGCUGCAAUUAGCACUGUUGGCUUCAGAAUCCUUGAAGGCAAAGGUCCAGAAGGCGCCCACCCAGAAGUGGCCACAAAAUAUGGACGGCUUCGAGGGAUGCAAGCAAGUGUAAAGGGCACAGAGCGGCUGGUCGAUGUCUUCCUGGGCAUCCCCUUUGCAAAGCCUCCCACUGGCUCCUUGAGAUUCUCCUCACCUCAACCGCCUGAGCCAUGGAAUGGCGUGAGAGAUGCUACCACGUACCCAGCGGUGUGCCCCCAGGAUCUGGAUAUACUCAAAGGAAUUCAGAAGAGAUGGAAAGAAAAGCACCCGCCCUUCCGAAGUUCUGAGGACUGUUUGUAUUUAAACAUUUAUACUCCCGCAGAUUCCUCCAAGGCAUCCAAGUUGCCAGUGAUGGUGUGGAUUCACGGAGGGAACAUGAUAUUUGGGGCAGCUUCCAGGUUUGAUGGUUCCGCGCUAGCUGCCUACGAAGAUGUGGUGGUGGUCAUCCUUCAGUACAGGCUGGGCAUUUUGGGGUUCUUCAGCACAGGGGACGAGAGUGCUCAAGGGAACUGGGCCCUUUUGGACCAGGUGGCAGCUCUUAAGUGGAUCCAGGAAAACAUCGGAGUUUUCGGGGGCAAUCCGGAAUUGGUGACUCUCUUUGGUGUCUCUGCAGGAUCCAUGAGUGCUUCAGCCCAUGUUAUGUCUCCCUUGUCAAAGGGUUUAUUCCACAGAGCCAUCCUGGAGAGCGGUGUCUCACAGCUUCCAAUAGUCUUCCAGAACAGGUCUAAGUCUGCUGAAAAAAUUGCCCGUAUCUUUGGCUGUGAGAUGACCACUUCAGCCGCCUUAGUCCACUGUCUCCGGCAGAAGAGUGAGCAGGAGCUGAUCCAUGCUGACCUUAGCAGGCAGGGCUUAGGGCCAGCUUUGGAUGGUGUGUUUAUGCCGAAGACCCCAGAGGAGAUUCUGGCUGGGAGGGAGGUCAGUGCUGUGCCCCUCAUGGUCGGAGUCACCAACCAUGAAUUUGGCUGGAAUUCGCGUGUGACUGGGACCCUGGAAGGGUUUAAGGACGUGGGAGACAGGGACAGAAUCCGUACUACUUCAGAAGCAAUCCUCCCCAUUUUGGGGAUCCCACUUGAACUCCUGCCAAUGGUACUUGAUGAGUACCUUGGGGACACCAACGACUUGGAUGAGCUCAGAGAUGGGUUCCUGGACUUGAUUGGAGAUGUGUUCAUUGUUAUCCCAUCCAUAAAAACAUUACGGUAUCACAGAGAGACCGGGGCUCCCACUUACUUUUUUGAGUACCAGCACCGUCCCAGUUUGUACCACGAUACCAAACCAGACUACGUGAAAGCGGAUCACGCAGACGAAGUUGGGUUCGUCUUUGGAGGGCCGUUUCUCACUGGUGACAUUCGCCUGCAUGGUGAUGCCACAGAAGAGGAGAAAGUUCUUAGCAGAACCAUGAUGAAAUAUUGGGCUAACUUUGCUCGCAGCGGAAACCCUAAUGGAGAAGGUUUGGUAGAGUGGCCGGCCUAUAACACCCAGGAGCAGUAUCUAGAAAUAAAUCUGAAGCAGAAAGUCUCAAUGAAGCUGAAAGAGAAAAAAGUGGAAUUUUGGCUAAAGACUGUCCCUGAGAAGGUGGAUGAGGUGAGAAGAAAACACACAGAAUUGGGCAGAAAGGACUGCGAGACCUGGGAAAUGAAGCAGCUGGCACUUCCUCCUCCCCCUUGGAGACCUUUGUGCUUUUCAAAGCAAGGCAACAAACUCUCCCAGGCAGGGAAGAACAUGUCAGCUUCAGGCAAGAGUUGGCUGUUUGGAGUUCUGCUCUGUGGCCUGUCCAUCGCUGGAACUGCAGCAGGGGGCCAAAGAAAUGACCGUCCCGAAGUGGUUACCAAGUAUGGGCCCUUGCAGGGCAUGCUGGCCAGCGUGCAGGGCAUCGACCAGCCUGUGAAUGUCUUCCUUGGGAUCCCUUUUGCCAAACCGCCGGUCGGAGCCCUGAGAUUCUCCCCACCACAACCAGCAGAAGCGUGGAGCCAUGUGAGGGAGUCAACGUCUAUCCCUCCCGUGUGCCUGCAAGACUUGGGAUGGCUGGCUGACUUUAGCAAGAUUCUGAAUAUGACGCUUCCCGACUUAGCAGUGGCCGAAGAUUGUCUUUACCUGAAUGUUUUUACCCCAGACACCAAGGCCAAAUUGCCUGUCAUGGUCUGGAUCCACGGAGGGGCUCUGAUAUUAGGUGGAGCUUUUAUGAAUGAUGGAUCAGCCUUGGCUGCUUAUGAAAAGGUGGUAGUCGUUGCGAUUCAGUACAGGCUGGGUCUCCCAGGAUUCUUCAGCACUGGUAGCAGUGAUGCCCGUGGAAACUGGGGAUUGCUGGAUCAAGUAGCUGCUCUCCGGUGGGUUCAGGAGAACAUUGCACAUUUUGGAGGAGAUCCCAAUUCUGUGACCAUAUUUGGAGAGUCUGCAGGAGCAUUUAGUGUUGGUGCUCAGCUCCUGUCCCCCUUGUCCAAGGGCUUGUUCCACAGGGCCAUCUCUGAGAGCGGAGUCACUCAGCUUCCAGGCCUCAUCACUAGCUGCCCAGAAGUCCUUGCUCAAUUCUCACAUAAAAUUGCAAAAGCCUCUGGCUGUGAGGCCAGCAGUUCUGCGCUGGUUAAAUGCUUGAGGAGCAAAACAGAAGAAGAACUCAGAACCGUGAAUACCAACUUGACCCUGGGAUUUGGGAUUAUCCCCGCAGUAGUUGAUGGAGAGUUCCUUCGAAAGGCACCCAAGGAACUACUGGCCUCAAAGGAAUUCAACACUGUCCCAUAUCUAUUAGGUUUGAAUAAUCACGAAUACGGAUGGGUUGUUCCUGCGGCAAUGAACAUCUCCGGCAUAACUGAAGGCAUGGAUAAGGAGACCAUCAUUGCGUUGUUUCAGCGGAUAACCGCCUCCAUGAAUUUAUCACCUGAGCCUCUGCAGACGGCACUGGAUGAAUACUUGGGAGACACCAAGGACCGUGUCAAGUUACGAGAUCGCUUUCUGGACAUGAUGGGAGAUAUGGUCUUUGUUGCUCCUGCUGUUGAGAUAGCUAGAUAUCAUAGAGAUUCUGGAGCUCCUGUCUACCUUUAUGAAUUCCAGCACCGGCCCAGUGCAUUAAAAAACGCAAAGCCAGAUUUUGUGAAGGCAGAUCAUGGUGAUGAACUUGCCUUUGUAUUUGGGAUGCCAUUCUUAGGCAGUGAGUCAGCCACUUUGAUGGCGACAGAGGCCGAGAAAGAGCUCAGCAGAAAAAUGAUGAAAUACUGGAGCAACUUUGCCCGAAAUGGGAAUCCAAAUGGCAAAGGUUUGGUGGAAUGGCCUCAGUAUGGUCUGAAUGAAGAAUAUUUGGAAUUAAACCUGGAGCAAAGGAAAGCAGAGAAGCUGAGGAAGAACAAGGUGGACUUCUGGUUAAAGACACUGCCUGAAAAAAUGAAGAAAAUGGCUGAAGGAAAGGAAAAACAUGGGGAACUGUAGCCAGUGGCCAAAUUGCCCCAGCUUAUUUUUGUUUGUUUUCAGAACAAACACUUUCCAACAAGAAUUA
This is a messenger RNA of Podarcis raffonei (Aeolian wall lizard), 4072 nucleotides long. RefSeq lists its product as uncharacterized. The transcript has 27 exons. Bases 511 to 4005 code for a protein of 1164 amino acids. The record is from RefSeq and is a predicted model, not a curated record. Lineage: Eukaryota; Metazoa; Chordata; Lepidosauria; Squamata; Lacertidae.